Molecule: messenger RNA, 537 nt
Organism: Spizellomyces punctatus DAOM BR117
Lineage: Eukaryota; Fungi; Chytridiomycota; Chytridiomycetes; Spizellomycetales; Spizellomycetaceae
Exons: 6
Coding region: 1-453 (150 amino acids)
Molecular function (GO): protein binding
Source: RefSeq, a predicted model, not a curated record
AUGGCAGACUCGGAAAUACAGCGACCCAAGUAUCCGACACGUGUGGAAAACGUUCCAUAUGGGAAGGCGCUCUGCGCGGACCGGGAUCUACCGGCUGGCACGGUUGUAGAAAAGUUUGAAGGAAAAGUUGUGGAAUACGAGGACCUUUCAGAUUAUGACAAAACAUAUGUAUUGAAUUUUCAACCUAAAGGCUCGACAGAAUGGAAAUGGCUGCUACCACUGUCGAACGCUAGAUAUGCAAAUCAUUCCUGCGAUCCAUGUGCAUAUAUUAACGAUAACCGGGAGCUUGUGCUGCGCAGAGCCGUGCGCGAAGGAGAUCAAAUCACUUUCUUAUACAAUCCAGGAGAAGAUUCCGAUUGGUGGGAUCCAGUAUGGAACUUCAAGUGCUGCUGUGGCGCCAAACAAUGCCAAGGAGACAUUGAUCGGUAUAGAAAACCCACAACUGUCAACUGAAUAGCAGUUUAUCUAUUGAACAAAUAAAGUCUGGCUCCAUCGCCCGUGAUGAUGCCCAAUGAUCUAUUAUUACGGGUAUCAAAC